This is a messenger RNA of Misgurnus anguillicaudatus (oriental weatherfish), 5988 nucleotides long. The record is from RefSeq and is a predicted model, not a curated record. Lineage: Eukaryota; Metazoa; Chordata; Actinopteri; Cypriniformes; Cobitidae.
CAUGAAACUAUCGCGUGCGCACGUGACACUAUUGCGCGUUCACAUGAAACUAUCGCGUGCGCAGGUGAAACUAUCAAAUUUAGUUUUGCGUGCUCACAUGAAACUUUUGCGUGGUCACGUGAAACUUUAGCGCGCGCACAUGAAACUAUUGCGCGUUCACAUGAAACUAUCGCUUGCACACGUGAAACUAUCGAAUUUUGUUUUGCGUGCUCACAUGAAACUUUUGCGUGCUCACGUGAAACUUUCGCGUGCUCACGUGAAACUUUCGCGUGCUCACGUGAAACUUUAGCGCGCACACGUGAAACUAUUGCACGCUCACAUGAAACUAUCACGCGCGCACCUGAACUAAACUUUAAAAAAAUUCUGCACAUGAAGGUUUCGCAUGAGCACAUGAAAAUUUUGAUUCCUAGUGAGUAAAAAAAUUAUUUGACACCUCUGCAAAAAUAUUUUCUAAACAAAAAGUCUGUGGUGUGGAUACUUUAUGAAGCCAUACAGCCUGGCAAUGCACCAUGGUUCCUUAUAGUGGUUAAAGGUUGUACUUAAUAUAAAAAGGUAAGAAGAAAAUUGGUCUUUUAAGAAUCUUUGAGAACCAAAAAUUUUUCUCUUAUGGCAUCAUAGUGAUGAACACUUUUAGCACUUUUACUUUAAAAUGUGUGUAUGCUAUGUCCUUAAAGUAAAUAAUAAUAAAAAAAUAUUUCUUACUAUUAAAUAUUUAACUUUAAUAAACAAACGCAGAUGUUACUCUAAAGAGGAUUGUAAAGUCAUGCACAUAAACAAAAGCUCUUGAAUUGUUAACCACCAAGAGAUUCCUGUGUCUCCAAAGGUCUCUGACACAAAUGUAUGGCCGGCUGAACUCAAGCAAAUAAACUUUGACCCUUUAAGACUUUUUCUUCUGCGUGACAGCUCCUGAAUGACAGACAACAGCUGUUUAAACAAUCAAAAACCUAAAAAUCUUGACAUGGCCACAAACAAUAGUAACAUUAGUAAUAACACAACCUUCUAAUACCCCUAAAGAUGCCUCUUUAAAAAACUUGCACUGAAACCACAGAAUUCUUCUCUGCAUUUUAAUAGCUACAUCGCAUGAUACAUUAAAAUGCCACUUAGGGAAAAAAGAGAGCUUGGCAAAAAUCCCAGACAAAAUGUCUUUUUUUGUCCGGACUGCACUUUUCAGUAAUCGCUCCUUACAGUAUGUGUAACCUAGUGUGUUGAAAAAUGUGCAAAACAAAAUGUAAUGUGUCUAGACGGGUACAACAUUGCACACUAAAAGGCAAGAACAAAAUAAACAUCAAAGUGGGAAAACAGAUGAGCGAAGGGGAAUGUAGGGGUUAAUCUCAGACUGGGGAAACCUGAUGCUAAUUAAGUCUUUGGAAUGUCACAUACUGACUGUGUUGUAAAACCUAGUGAGCUGCCUAACUAGACUGCGUUUCUGAAUAUCAAAAUCAUGUAGUACAUUUGGGAAACCAUAUAUGCAAUUACUUUUAGACAUUGAAUGCAAUGAUCAUUUUAAGAUGAGCGUUUUGGGCAUCAUAUGUGUGUGCAUAAUUUUUAAGCAUCAUAAUCACUCACGAUGCCAUAUAUAAUAGAUCAUAAUGCAAAAUGUGUUAAAAUUAUAGGUGCAUCAUGAACAUUUUGCAACACAUACAUACAGCAUUUUGGGCAUCGCAUGUUAGGAGUAUCCAUGCUUUUUGCAUAUAUGUAUCAUUUUGUCAUUAUGUGAACAGUUUGUAAUCUUUGCUAUCAUAGAUGCAUGUGCACGGUGUUUUAAUGGGCUUAUAAUGUUUCUACUUAUAAGUAAUGUGUCUGAUACCCCAACACAUACUGUCUAUGUAGGGAGCUUUUGAGAUUUUGAGACACAGCCAGUGACAUCCUCCUUUAGAAGUGUUCAUUGUGGCUCACACUAACAGCACGCACUCCAUGAAGUAGAGAUGCUCACCUCCUGCUGUUUAUAUUUUCAUUGACAUUCCAGAAGACAGCUGCAGGUAAGACAAUCUCACUAUUUAAAGAGUUUAUUGGCGGAGAACAAAAUCAAAACAUCAUGUUAUAGACUUGGGUGCUGACUAUUACUGACUUUAAACCGAGAGUAGGCACUUUUAAUUUUUGUAGAAACACGUGCAUGGCAACUAAAUGGAAUCUCUUACGUUUGGCGUUGCUUUAUUUCUUACGCUUUAUUGCGUAAUUGAUAUCCCCUUUUGUUUAGGUGGACCGAUGAUCAAACAAUGCCAUCAUCAAUAAGGACGCAGUUGCUGCUGGUUUGUGUUUUAUGUGCGUUCAGCUCUGCGCGCUCGGGGGACACUGGAGACGCCAGAGCCUGCUCAGGAUCGCACUGUCCGACGGGGAAAUCGUCCAGACCAUCGCGGCAGAACAAUCCGACAACACAGAGCAGAUCGAUAAAUCAACAUCAUUCCCUCCCCAGCUCGCAUUUUGAACAUCACGCGGCGCUCUUAUCGCACCGCGGGCGGUCUGGAGAGCAGACAAGAGAAAACAUCCAAACGCGCGUCGCUGGUUUUUAUGGUUCUGCGUGCGCAGAUUGCGGCAGCCCUCCAAAGCCAGCACCGCAAGUUAUUAACGACACCAGAGAAUGUAAAGGAAUUGAGUGCCGUUUACCUCUAAGGGUACGACCGAAGCCACGAUCGAGACCGUGCGCUGGAGACGGGUGCGUGCCCGGGACCAGCCAACCUCCUCUCAUCCAUGUGGCAGACAGAGCUGCACAGUUUCUGGGGGAAUUUCCUGACAUUGGAUAUCCUGCAUCUGAGCUCGGAGCUCCUUUGGGAGUGCAGCUCACUUGUGACAUCAAACCAGGAGAAAAUGAGGUCCCUGCAGAGGAUGCACUUAUCCUACAUCUACAGCUGACAAAGGGUCAAGAGAAGCUAGUAGAGACGUUGAGAGCUCAGCAGGUGGUGAUCCGCGAUCUUCAGCAGAGACUGGUGGAACAGCAGGGGAUGCUACUCUCCCAGCAACGCGAGAUACUUGACCAGCAGCAACGCAUGUACGAGCAGAUGGAUGUGGUUAAGGCUCAGUAUGGUCUGCUUUCUGAAACUGUCAAACAAGUCUCCUUCCAAGGCCUUCAGGGAGAACUCCAGAACUAUUUUGAAAGCCACCUGGCCGGGCUUCAGAACCAGGCGCGAAGCCACCUGCAGAAAUCCUAUGCUGUGCAUAAAAUGAAUGUGGACACUAAAGUAAUGGAUGUAGUUGGAGAUGCUGAAAGCCCAUUGCUAGGCUGUCCAAAUCCUUGUGGACCAGAUGAAUACUGCGAUUUCCAGAAAGAUCCACCCCAGUGUGAAAGAUGUACCAUGUGUCCACCUGGAUUCUUCCUAGUGUCGCAGUGUUCCCCCACCGCUGAUAGGAUGUGCCAGGACAGGGAUGAAUGCUUGGAAUUACCAAGCCUAUGUGGAGAGCGAGUGAAAUGUCUCAAUACCCCAGGAGGAUUUCGCUGCCUGGGUGUGUCUGAGAGGGAAAUUUCCGCAGGGCUGUGUGGUCAAGACUACUUCUACAAUCAGGAACUUCAGGAGUGUCAGGCUUGCUCUGAUUGUGAUGGUGAGCCUAUUGCGAUUCCCUGCACUUCCAUCAGUGAUGCUGUUUGUGGAACCAUUUCAGAGAACAUGCUGUCACGGUCUUGGGCUGCUUCUAUUGCCAUACCGCCAACAAAGUCAAAGGUCACAUCCAUCUUCCCAGGGUUACAACUUAAUAUCCAUGGCCAAGAAGGAAACAUCCUACUGAACAACCAUGAUGAUUAUCUCAACUUCCAACAACAUGGACUUGUCUGGACAGACUACAACUUUGCUUUGAAGCACAGUUGCAGGAACUUUAUCCAGGUUGGGAUGCGAAUUAACGGCACUGAAGAGGAGAACCAUGAUCUGAGUGGGGUUCGAAUAGAGCAACCUGAGAGGAAGUUCUACCAGGGUGUGACUGUAAGUGCUGCCGUUGAGGUGGAGCCCAAUCAUACUUUGGCACUUGUCUUGAAGAGUCCCAACCAACAUUGCAACCAGAGUAAAGAUCUGCAAGUGUAUGAGCUUGGAGGGUCCUCAUUCAGCUUGCUCUGGCUAUCUCAUGACACCGGCGCUGUGGCCAUGACUGCGCAAAUGUCUACAGCAGCUCACUAUCACAAUAACUAUCGCCCGACCUUUCGUAUAGCCACUGUCUCUGACCCCUACAUAGUAGCACUUACCCCCGACAGCCGUGGAGUGCGUUUCAUGGAGAAUGGUGUGGUGAAGUUUGUGCUCCAACAGGCCAUAUAUUCCAUGGGUCAUGCCUGUGUUAGAGAAGGGUUCUCACUGAUUGCCUACGUCAACCAAAACGGAACCAACCGGGAGGUUAUACGCUCUUUUAAGUCAGGUGUCAAUUACAGGGACACCUCCAUCUCUCUUUCUGGGUCCACGAGGGUGGACAAUGGAGACUGGCUUAAUUUUGAGAUUGUUGCACCAUCUCAGUGUAAUGUCCGCUACUUUGGCGAUAGCUCUGGGAUUAGUAUACUGAGUUUGUUGUGGAUCCCUACUGCUGUCUCGUCUAGCCUUAUGGCCACUGUCUCCAAGACAGGCCUACUUUCAGGGGCAGUAAGAAAUAAACCUCUUUUCUUUAGACAAAUAAGUCCAAACACAGACCAGAUGCGGCUAGCUGGUUCAAGUGAGCCCAAUGCCCAAAGGAACUUUGUGUUUUCUGAGGCUGGGGUGGCCAGUGUGGCCCUCAACCUAAAGCUGAUCCACUCCUGCAGUGUGGUGAAGCUGACCCUUUACCGGCAAGAAAAGGGAAUUCAAGCCAUAUCUUUGGCCCAGCAGGUGGGUGGCCAUAUGCCAGAAGGAAGUGAGUGGGCUAGCGUAGGGCUGAGAACUUCAUUUGAUGUUCAAAAUGGCACUGUUAUCUAUGUUUCUGUGGACUGUGUUCGUGGCCGAAUCAAUCAAAUUACCACUGAAGGUGACACCAACAUAUCUAUUCUUUGGGUGGCAUCAUGAUCCCAAAAAUGUCUUUACAAUAGUGCUGCAAAACAACUAAUCGCAACUAAUUGUUUGCAGAAUAAAAGUUUUUGUUUACAUCAUAUAUGUGUGUGUAUUGUUUAUAAUAAUUAUGUAUAUAAAAACACACACACAUGCAUGUAUAAUUUUAAGAAAAAUAUCUGUGUAUAUAUUAAGUAAUUAAAUUGGAUUAAAUUCAGUUUUAUUUAUAUAGCGUUUUUCACAAUAGGUAAUUGUAUCAAAGCAGCUUUACAUUAACAGAAGCAGGGGAAAACACAGAAAAAUCGACAGACAACAUAAGUAGCAAAAUACAGCGGCUAUGAAUAAACUUUACAAGCGAGCAUAUUAAUAAUGUAUCGUAUAAAAAGAGGGUGCUAAGCUAAGCCGAUGUCGGCUGACUCCCUGGGGUUGAAAAAAAUCCCUAGGAAAAAAACCACCCGACAUUUUUAGCCUGGGAGGAACAAAAAGUCCUCGGAGAGAAAAAACCCUCCGGGUUAAACGGGUUCCGUCGUUCGUCAGGCAUCGGCUGGGCAUCACGUUGAAGGACAGCCAGUAGAUCAGUGUUGACCUCUACGGCAGCCGGAACUGGGUCUGUUUGUCUCAAUGUCCUCGGGAUUCCUAUUAGUGUAGGGGCCGUUCGCAUGUACUGCAAGUGUCACACAGUGUUGUGUUUUAAUAUAUGCUCGGUUCCAGACAGGCUAGUUAUUGCGGCAUAAGUAUAUUACCCAGAGGAGUUGUGUGAAUGCUUUGUUCCAUACAGGCUAACUAUUGCGAGAUAAGUACAUUUACUGGACAAAUUAUGUGAAUGCUUUGUUAAAGAAAAAGUCUUAAGUUUAGAUUUAAAGUGAUCGAUUGUGUCUGAUUCUCGGCCAUCAGUUGGCAAAUCAUUCCAGAGCUUAGGGGCCACCAAGUAUUCAUAUUUAUAAUAUAAAUUAUACAUAAAUAUAAAAAUGUAUAUACAUACCUUAACAUUUCUUACAUGCAUGUGUGUGCAUUUAUAUACAUAAUCAUUAUACACUACACACACAUGCUGUGUAUAUGA